Bacillus rossius redtenbacheri is the source of this 1320-nucleotide messenger RNA. RefSeq names its product EZH inhibitory protein-like. Bases 1 to 1320 code for a protein of 439 amino acids. Gene Ontology annotation, cellular component: nucleus. Gene Ontology annotation, biological process: positive regulation of fat cell differentiation. The record is from RefSeq and is a predicted model, not a curated record. The transcript has 7 exons. NCBI's taxonomy places the organism in Eukaryota, Metazoa, Arthropoda, Insecta, Phasmatodea, Bacillidae.
AUGGCUUUGACAGGGUCCAAGUGCCGGACCAGGGACCGAGUACCAGGGUCCAAGUGCCGGACCAGGGACCGAGUACCAGGGUCCAAGUGCCGGAUCAGGGACCGAGUACCAGGGUCCAAGUGCCGGACCAGGGACCGAGUACCAGGGACCAAGUGCCGGACCAGGGACCGAGUACCAGGGUCCAAGUGCCGGACCAGGGACCGAGUACCAGGGACCAAGUGCCGGACCAGGGACCGAGUACCAGGGUCCAAGUGCCGGACCAGGGACCGAGUACCAGGGUCCAAGUGCCGGACCAGGGACCGAGUACCAGGGUCCAAGUGCCGGAUCAGGGACCGAGUACCAGGGUCCAAGUGCCGGACCAGGGACCGAGUACCAGGGCCCAAGUGCCGGACCAGGGACCGAGUACCAGGGUCCAAGUGCCGGACCAGGGACCGAGUACCAGGGUCCAAGUGCCGGACCAGGGACCGAGUACCAGGGUCCAAGUGCCGGAUCAGGGACCGAGUACCAGGGUCCAAGUGCCGGACCAGGGACCGAGUACCAGGGUCCAAGUGCCGGACCAGGGACCGAGUACCAGGGCCCAAGUGCCGGACCAGGGACCGAGUACCAGGGUCCAAGUGCCGGACCAGGGACCGAGUACCAGGGUCCAAGUGCCGGACCAGGGACCGAGUACCAGGGUCCAAGUGCCGGACCAGGGACCGAGUACCAGGGACCAAGUGCCGGACCAGGGACCGAGUACCAGGGUACAAGCACCGGGCCCUUUCCAAGGACCAGAUCAGUCUCAGGCCCUCUGACGUCUCGUCAGCUGUCCCACUUCAUCCAACAAUCUUCAAACCUAAACGACUGUUGUGCCGCCUGGUGGCCGGCUACCCACCUGUUGUGCCACCUGAUGGCAGGCUGCCCGCCUGUUGUCACCCGUCGCCGAGGCCGCAGCAGGACCCGCCCAGGCCGCAGCAGGACCCGCCGAGGCCGCCGCAGGACCCGCCCAGGCCGCAGCAGUACCCGCCCAGGCCGCAGCAGGACCCUCCGAGGCCGCAGCAGGACCCGCCGAGGCCGCAGCAGGACCCGCCGAGGCCGCCGCAGCAGGACCCGCCGAGGCCGCCGCAGGACCCGCCCAAGCCGCAGCAGGACCCGCCGAGGCCGCAGCAGGACCCGCCCAAGCCGCAGCAGGACCCGCCGAGGCCGCCGCAGGACCCGCCCAAGCCGCAGCAGGACCCGCCGAGGUUCCAGCCCUGGACCCCGCAGCCGCACCGUCUUCACGGUCGCCCGCCCGUGUCCGAGUUCCCUCUUCCUUCUCCCAGCCACUGCUCCCAGCGCUGCUAG